AUGGCGCUGGAUAACUAUUACCGCAACAAGAUCGAGAGCAUGAAGCUCGAGAUCAUCCAGGGUCAGGCUGUGCUUCGACGCCUGGAGGCUCAACGCAAUGAUUACAAUUCCCGCGUGCGACUCUUGCGAGAGGAACUUGGUCUUCUCCAACAACCGGGCUCUUACGUCGGUGAAGUGGUCAAGGUGAUGAGCACGAAGAAGGUGUUGGUCAAGGUACACCCAGAAGGCAAAUACGUGGUGGAUAUUGCCGACGGCGUGGACAUCGCCAAGCUCACCGUGGGCAAGCGAGUUGCCCUCCUCUCAGACUCGUACAAGUUGGAGAAGAUGCUACCAUCCUCGGUCGACCCGCUUGUAUCAUUGAUGAUGGUGGAGAAGGUACCGGACAGCACAUACGACAUGAUCGGUGGAUUGGACCAGCAGAUCAAGGAAAUCAAGGAGGUCAUUGAGCUGGGUCUCAAGCAUCCAGAGCUGUUUGAGUCUCUUGGUAUUGCGCAACCAAAGGGUGUGCUCCUCUAUGGUCCUCCUGGUACCGGCAAGACGCUAUUGGCCCGAGCGGUGGCUCACCAUACGGACUGCCGCUUCAUUCGUGUCAGUGGAUCAGAACUGGUGCAAAAGUAUAUUGGUGAAGGUAGUCGGAUGGUGCGUGAGCUAUUCGUGAUGGCCCGAGAGCAUGCGCCCAGUAUUAUCUUCAUGGACGAGAUUGAUAGCAUCGGCUCCAGCCGUAUAGACUCGGCUGGAGGUGGUGAUUCCGAGGUGCAACGAACCAUGCUGGAGUUGCUUAACCAGCUGGAUGGAUUCGAGCCAACGAAGAACAUCAAGAUUAUCAUGGCGACGAAUCGAUUGGAUAUUCUGGACCCUGCUCUGCUACGACCGGGGCGAAUCGACCGAAAGAUUGAAUUCCCCCCACCAUCUGUUGAGGCGCGUGCCGAUAUUCUCCGAAUCCACUCUCGAUCGAUGAACUUGACGCGCGGAAUCAAUCUGACCAAGAUUGCGGAAAAGAUGAACGGAUGCUCCGGUGCCGAACUGAAGGGUGUCUGCACAGAAGCCGGCAUGUACGCCCUGCGUGAGCGACGAGUGCACGUUACUCAGGAGGACUUUGACCUGGCCACCGCCAAGAUUCUCAACAAGCACGACGACAAGGAGGUGGCCGUUUCCAAGUUGUGGAAGUAA
Molecule: messenger RNA, 1170 nt
Organism: Penicillium oxalicum
Lineage: Eukaryota; Fungi; Ascomycota; Eurotiomycetes; Eurotiales; Aspergillaceae
Product: proteasome regulatory particle base subunit RPT6
Exons: 3
Coding region: 1-1170 (389 amino acids)
Biological process (GO): proteasome-mediated ubiquitin-dependent protein catabolic process
Cellular component (GO): proteasome regulatory particle, base subcomplex
Molecular function (GO): ATP hydrolysis activity; ATP binding; proteasome-activating activity
Source: RefSeq, a predicted model, not a curated record